This is a messenger RNA of Gopherus evgoodei (Goodes thornscrub tortoise), 7431 nucleotides long. RefSeq names its product arylamine N-acetyltransferase, pineal gland isozyme NAT-10-like. The record is from RefSeq and is a predicted model, not a curated record. Gene Ontology annotation, molecular function: acetyltransferase activity. Lineage: Eukaryota; Metazoa; Chordata; Testudines; Testudinidae.
AAAGUUUUAAAAACAUUCCAAAAAAAAGAACUUCUGUUAGUGAAGAAUGGUUCUGUGUACUUGGUCCUUUGAAAAUUGACCCUGCACCACCUGGACAAUAUACUCAGUUUACUAAGAAGAAAGAGAAGACUGGCUUUCCUAAUUCCCGUGGUUAUUGUUUGCUGUUCAAGAGAAAAUACAUCAUCCAGCUAUAGAGGAAUGUCUAUGGAAUUUUUUUGAGGGGAGAGGACUGAAAAUCUAGUUCAUUCUGGUUUUAACUAGUGGGAAAAAAAACAAAACAAAUCUCUUAAAAGGAAGAUACAAAGUUUAAUUAGCUCAUGGAUCAAUGAAAUCCAAAUAUGUGCACUCAUUUCAUGGACUCUGCCCUCUCUUGGAUUUUAAGAUCUAAUACUGAACAGCCCUGAGGCAGAUGUGUAUUAGUUAGAAAAAGAAGCUUGUAGAGGGGAAGACUUGCAAUCCGUGGCUGUUCCUGAUUUACUGAUCCAAAAAGAAACAAACAAAAACCCCAAACGGGUGCAAAACCUGAUACAAUUGUUGCUGGGUCAUUUUCCCAGGUAAGCUCCUUUUUAAAACCAAAUUCUUUGUGUACACUUAAGGUCCUGGAGAAACAUGCAAUCCAAACGUACAUAGGACUAAGGUUUGUAAAAAAUGGUGCAUGAAAAAUGGUGCAGAAAUGGAAACAAAACACAGCCAUGUUGGUUUAAUGCCAUCUCUCAAAAGUGGCAAAACAAUAAUAGAAAUAUGUAUUGGCUUUUUCUCUCUUAUUUUUAGCACCAUACCUAUUCAUCUAAACUUGUUCCAGAUUCUACAGCCUGUUCCCAGAAAUUAUUAAUUCUUUUGUUAUUUUUAAAUUUUGCAUACGCAGUAGAUUCUUAAUAAAGGAAGCAAAGACAAAUAAACUAGCCAAUAAUAGAGUUCAUAUGAAAAGGGGUAAGAAUUCACGACAAUCUUUUAAAAAUAACUUAAAAAAAAUGAAGUUAUCAGACUUUGCUUUCCUUACUGCAAAAUGGUCCAUUUUCUGGGAACAAUGGGUUAAUAAUAGUUAGAUGCAUGGUGGAUCAUUUGCAAAUGGAUUUACUGUGAUAGUGUGUACAGUCAUGGUAACUGAAUGUGCAAAGAUAGUGCAUCAAUGCCCACACAUUUUUGCAUGUGCAUCGGCAUUCCUAGACUUCUGACAGGCCUCAAAAUUUCUUUUGUUGAUUAUUUUCUCUGUAUAAUUGUGGUCAACAGAGCUGUGAAAUCAUCUCUCAAAUAUUCUGGUUUUUAUCCAAAACUUUCUACUAGCUCCACACUCAAAAUAACUGUAGUCUGCUCCUCCUAAGAGUUUAUGCAGUUCAGUUACAGCAUGGAGCUGCAGAGAGGUUUUACAUUACCCAGAGGGCCUACUUUAUAUUGGUGUGACCUAUUUUCACUAUUUAAUGAUCAGAAAUUGAUUGAGUAGGAUAGUUACAUCUCCACUGGACAGUCAAAGGUGUCCCUACUGCAGAAAUCAGAACAUAUGUUGUAAACCAUUCCAACUCUAGUAGGUUCUGAGAGUUUUCACAGCAGCUGCUCUCGCGAUCCUUUUCUUGGCCAUUUUCUGGUGUUACUUAAACGUACCUGAACACUAAACUCCUUUCAGCCGAGGUUGAUUGCAUCACAUUGCUAAUGCUGGGACUCUCUACUAACUUUGGCCAGCACGUGUUGCCUAUACCACGCAUAGCAUGAAUCUGUCACUGAAAACCAUUUUAUGAUUCAUCCUGAGAAAUUUCAUCUGGCAGUAAACACUCAGCAGCUCCCUGAUGAGUUUAUCUCAAUGCAGUAGAUUGAUUCCUUGAGUUGACAGAAUGGUACUAACAGUCAAAACAUCAGCUUACCAUAGAGCUCUCAUUGUGUACACAGAAAUAUUUCAAGGGAAGUUUACAAGUUGUCAAGAAAUUAAACCUUUGAAGCAACACGAAGUGCUCGGAAUGGUUUGUGUUCCUAGCAAGGGGACAGGCGGUAAGAAAACCUUCAAAGCAUUUUGUGCACAGGUCCCACUUUCAAACGGAGCAACAUACAGACACUUGCUGUCUCUCCCCCUUGGAAUGUUGGGACUGCAGCAAGCCAUUGAGAAGAGUCAGAACAUUCCAAUGCAUGACUUCUCAGUUGCACAGCAAGGCAGGAAAACAAGAUGAAUAAUUCCUAUGCAGAAAUGCUGACAGUGAGCAGUUAUUUGGGCUGUUCAAACUUGCUUGCUUGGUAUAGGCUGAAUCUUGCUCCCUUUUCAUAUGCACAAAAGACUCAAGAAGACAUAAUGGAACUGGUCCAGAUCUUUUGUAUGCCAGCUGGGGGUGCUUAGUAGGAUUGAGAAAGCCUGGUUCAAAGGGACAGAUAUGGACCAGUUCUCCCCAGCGGAGGAUUUUUCUGGUGUAGGAGAAUCCUUGGGUGCCAUAAAACCAGGUAAUGGGUUCCUAUACCACCUCUUGCUGCUGUUAUCACAGAGGUUGUGUGGUGAGCUUUUCCAGUUUGGGGAAAGAACAUGACUGCACUGUGCUGUGCUCCAGCAAUUCCUGGCUAGUGGAUAGCUAGGCUUAUCUCACUGCAGCUGUCUGAUACUGGAAUGCUAACAGCCCACUACCCCCUUCAUCUGCACCUACGUGAGAGAGAGCACGGCUGAGAACAGAGGCUAUGGUCUUUGUCUUUCUGGGAGUUUACCUGCCUCUUCUGAGAAUCCUAAUUCCAACACCAAAGUGUCACGACUGUAUCAAACUAGAUGGGAUUAGAUCAUUUUACAGAUGAAGAAACUGAGGCAUACAGAAAAUGAGUGGAUUACUUAUGAUCUCAAACAUAGACUCAAGAACAGAACCAAGGACUCCUGACUCCUAAGUGCCUGCUCUAACCACUAGAUAACACUGCUUCCUUCAUCAUUUCUUCAGAUGAUAAUAUGGACAUGAGAACUGUCUUAUUAAAAAACCAGUUAAUGUUUCUUAAUUGUGUUCUAUUUUGACUGAGUCCUGGUAUCACACUGACCUAACGUAGAUACCAAAAAUCUUCCUUACAUAUGCCUGUGCACACAAGGGGGUAAUUGCUCUAUUGUGUCCACCCUUGUCAAGAGAUGGCUCUGGACCAAAACUCAGAUCCCAAUAUCCAUGCCCUAUCAUUACUCCUGCCUUUCUCUACUACAAGAAUCGGUUUUCUUUUCAAUACUACUCUGUUGGGGUUCAGUAGAUCCUAGCAUCUGUACUAGCCGAACUCAACAAGAAAUCCCUUCAUAUCAUCAUAAAUAAUGAACUUUUUGUUAAUAUUACUUCCUUUACAGGCAAUAUGUACAUCGAAAAAUAUUUAGCAAGAAUUGGAUACAAAGGCUCCCAUGAAAAACAUGAUUUGGAAACCUUAACUGCAAUCUUCCAGCACCACAUCCGAGCUGUUCCAUUUGAAAAUCUCAGCAUCCUUUGUGGGGAAAUCAUUACCUUGGAUUUAGACCAGGUUUACAACAAAAUUGUAAGGAAGAAGCAUGGUGGAUGGUGGAUGGAACACAACCCUUGGGUGCUGAAAACACUGGGAUAUGACACCACUCUUUUAGGAGCAUAUAUAUACAACCUGCACCAAAACACAUAUGCUUCCCACAUGACCCACCUUCUGCUAAAAGUGGAUAUUGAUGAUAGAACCUAUAUCCUGGAUGGAGGCUUUGGUGUAUCCUAUCAAAUUUGGCAACCAAUGGAACUUAUUUCUGGGAAAGACCAGCCUCAGACUCCUGGCAUCUUUCGCUUCACAGAAAACAAUGGGACUUGGUACUUUGAGAAAACAAGAAGGAAACAAUACGUUCCCAACCAAAGCUUCUCUAAUUCUGAUCUUCUGGAAAGGAGUGAGUGCAGGAAAAUUUACUUGUUCAGUCUUGAGCCACGAACAAUCAGAGAUUUCCAGUUCCUAUGUACAUAUCUUCAGACAUCUCCAGAUUCCCUGUUUACAAAGAAGUCAAUCUGCAGCCUCCAGACCACUGAUGGGUUUCAAGCUUUAAUUGGGUGGACACUCAUUGAGACAACUUACAACUACAAGGACAACACAGAUCUGGUAGAAUUCACUAAUCUUAAAGAUGAAGAGGUGGAGAAGACACUGAAAGAUAAAUUCAGCAUCACAUUAGAGAGAAAAUUUGUCCCAAUUAACCUCAAAGGAUUGUACGUGAUUUAGUGUAGUGCAUAAAACAUACAAUAAUUCUAUGCAAUUGCAGCAUCUUUCACAGUCUGUUUAAUAUGACAUUCAAUAAAUGACCUAAAAUCUGUUAAUACCAGGUUAAAAUGAGAACUCAAGUUCAGAAAAAAAGGCACUUCAGAGUCCAUGUUGAUUAGUUACCACUGAGAGAAUGAAUGGAGCCCCCACACACUUUUGUGGGCACAAAUUUAGAGACUGGUUUGAGGCUGGAUGAAGAUCUGAGAGCACAUGUGGUCCAGGGAGGAAAAGUUUUCUAGUGGCGUAAGAACACAACUGGGCGAGGAGUACUGGAGUUUUUCUGCUACUGACAUAUAUAUGCUCUGUGACCAUUAGGGAAAUCACACUGGCUGAAAUUUCCAAACUUGGCUGCUUAAAUUUAGACACCUGAAGAUCAGACCACUUAUUUAGGUCUGAACUGUGGAUUUAGAAGUACCAAGCACUCAACACCAUUUCCCCAUCUGUAAAAUGGGGAUAAUAUACUUCCCACCUCCAGGGUGUGUUAGGAGGAAUAAUUCAUUCAUGUAUGUAGGGGACUUUAAGGUCCCCAGACUUACAAGUGCAAAGUAUUAUCCAAUUUCUCUCUGUGAUUACUACAACAAACCACACACGUUAAUUAUGUUUAGUAUGUCCACAUUUUUCUUAGGAUGCUUUUGUAGUGGUACUAAUUCACAUCCUGUCUAAAGGAUAAAUUGUAAUAUGGUGCCCAAACUUGUUUCUCUAUUGUGCCCACUUCCAUUCCACAUGGCCACAAAUUGAAAUUCCUUAAUGACAGAUACAACUGGGAAUGUUAUCAAGGUGACGAGCAUAAAAAGCAUCCAACUGAAUCAAGUCUAUUUAAAGAAACUCCUUGUCUAACUAACGAGUCCCCUCUUCUAAUAUCUGUGGUUUUGCAAUUGCAGUUUCCUAUUCUAAAAAUGUUUCUCUCUGUCAUGAUGCUAUGUGAAAGACUCAUAAAAACAGAGAAACUGACUGUGCAGGGGAAACAGUGUCAAAACAAAGUUAACAGAGUAGACCACUUAGAAAAAUAAUUCUCUAGUCGUUUUUCCUGAUGAUAAUCUUACAUGUUGCUUUUAACUAUAGCAGGCUAAAGAAGAGAAUCAAGACAUUUUCUUUUCAGUGGAUAGCUUCCUUGUUCUAACAUGAUUUAUGCAAAACUCUCAUGAAAUACAAAAAUAUAUUAAAAAUCAAUGAAAACAACAGUCUUUAUAAGUAUCAAUUGUAAUUAAGUUUUUAUUCACCAAAUAUCAGAUAAGUACUAAGUGUUUCAAAUAAAACUCACCACUUUCUCUUUAGCUGGGAGGAAUUUUCAUCUGGUGCUCACAAUCCAUAGUACAGAAACCCUUCUCUUCUACGUAGCCUCCUUUAUGCUGAUAAUGGCUCCUUUUCUGGUUGGCUUUAAUGUAGCCUUUGACAUCCUGGUUAUUCCAUCCUCCUGUGUCACCUCCAUAGGCACCUCUGCUUCUGCUGCCACCUAACUGCUCCUGCUGUCUACUAAGGGCCUAUUCCCUGUAGAGCUCCAUAUGGGUCAGUCCUCACCCCACCCACCCUCUGCACGAUCAUUUAUAACAACUCUCCCACAGAGAUUUUUGCCCCAGACUUGACAAUUAUUACCAGGUCCUGGCUUUACAGUGUCAGGUCAAAUGGAGCUCUGCUGAUUUACACCUGCUAAAGAUCAGUUUUUCAGCCUGGCAAAUUCUCUUAGAGUUGAUAAAUAUAGUAGUUGUUUAGCUGUGAACACUAUACCCCAAACCUCUUGAAAGACAGAUAACUAGGCCUAAGAAUGGUAUUAAAUAGAAGAGUCACCAAACCACAGCCUCAUACCAUUAGGGACGCCUUGUGAUAGGUGCCUUCCCACAGGGAAAGGGAAAGGAAUGAUUAAUUCCUAAAAGGAUCUGGCAGGAGGCAUAGGAGAGAUUUAUACUCCUGUUAUGCGGAUAAACACGGGAUCUUAUGUCUACAGGGCAAUUCAGCUGACACCUUUCCCCCGUGAUACAUUUUAAAGUUAAAGUGGACCAUCUCUCUUUCAGGCUAGUUUAAUGAGACUCCAAACUAUUGUGCAGCGUUUUAGCUGCAGCCUGUUGCAAGUCACAUGGCACCAACACUGCUAAAACCAUAUCCCAGCACGUUCAAAAUGUAUCUGGAAUUAGGCAAGCACGGUAUCUUGAUUUACAGGAAGACAAGACAACUUUGCUUUCAGGCUGAGAUCUGAAUAAUUGUAAAAUUAAUGGGAGCUGGGUGUUCAAAACCCAUAGAUGGCUCUGAAUAAUCUCAAUCUAACUGCCCAUUACAUAUGCCCAAAGCCCAAAGGAAAAUACCAUCCAUUAACAAUUGUAUGUGGAGUGUCUUUCAGAAAAGAACUGUGAGUAACAGGAGAAAACCAGUUCAAGCUUCAUUUCACCACUGGAAAAAGCAAUUAAAAAAACAACAAGGAACAAAGUUUAAUCAGCUCUUGGAUCAGUGGAGGUAAGAUACAGGACGAGCACUCACUUCAGCUAGACUCUGCCGCUAUGGCUUUUAAGGUCCAGCAUCAAUUAGAUCAAAAGAGACAAGAUAGGAAGAAGGGAAGAGAAGGGAAGUUGUGCAGUCCUCAUCUAUUCCCAGCAUUGGCAACUAUAGCAGUGGUAAAAAUUUCAACCCAACUGGCACCACAGAGAGGAAAGAGAGAACUAGCUCAAUUGUUGCAUUAUUAUUUCAGACAAAUCAUUUAAUCAUUUUUGAGAGAUUUUCUCUUGCACACUUCAUUUCAUCAAACUGCACAGGCAACAGCUAGCAAACAUAAAAGGAAACCACCAAGUUUUAAUGCCUCUUCUGGAGGGGAAAAACAGAAAAAGAUAAAAACACAGGUUGGCUUGUUUUCUAUUAUACUAUUGGAUCCCGAGAAGUACAAUUUAAUUAUUUACAGCAUGCUAGAUAAGCUGUUAAUCCAUUCUCAAUGAUGCUGAAUGCAUUGACUGACUAGCUCAUCCAAACAGAGGGUGAAUAAAAACAAAAUUGUUUCCUGCCUCAGUUUCUUUGUUAACACUAAGCAGCAAAAGAAACCGAUGACUUGCCAACUAAUUUUGUAGUUUUCCUGAAUUCCUUCUCUGGUUCCUCUCAGCCAGUGUACCUCAAAUAGGACACUUCAGGAAGAGUGAUGAUUGCUAAUGAUAUAUGCUUUCCUCGUGCAAUGCAGUAUUAGACAGAUGAUGAAUCUGGACCUAAAAGCAGCAAAGAAUCCUGUGGCACCUUAUAGACUAAGAGACGUUUUGGAGUAUGAGCUUU